Messenger RNA from Cicer arietinum (chickpea), 2582 nucleotides. RefSeq names its product PX domain-containing protein EREX. Gene Ontology annotation, biological process: protein transport. Gene Ontology annotation, molecular function: phosphatidylinositol binding. The record is from RefSeq and is a predicted model, not a curated record. NCBI's taxonomy places the organism in Eukaryota, Viridiplantae, Streptophyta, Magnoliopsida, Fabales, Fabaceae.
UUGAAGAUGGUCUACUAUUACUAAAGGUGAAAAGAAGUGAAGGAAGGGAAGAGAGAAUCAGAGAAGAGAAGUGUUUUUGCGAAGAGAGGGAAAAUGUAUUCAUACACACACGAUUUAUCUUCUUUAAUUGACCUCAAUUUCUCUUCUUCUUAUUCAUACUCCGAAGAAGAAGACAUUAACUAUGAUACUAAUCACUUCCUCCACGACGACACCGUUUUUGAAACCUCUCCUCUCCCUUUCGGUAUGGAUUGGACUCCUCCUCCUCCUAAUUGGGAUGGCCCCACCAACACUCUCUGGCCCCACAAUUCCUCUUCUUCUUCUUCAUCUUGGACAUUCUCUUCUACGAUUCCUUCUUGGCUCCUUGUUCCCCAAUCCACACCUUCUUCUGAUCCCGUUGUGUUUUACAGGGUUCAAGUUGGAGUUCGAUCCCCUCAAGCUAUCACAACUACUCGAAUUAUAUUGCGCAGAUUUAAUGAUUUUCUUAACUUGUUUUCUCAACUGAAAAAAGAAUUUCCCAUGAAAAACUUGCCUUUGCCGCCGCCGAAAAAGAUAUUAAGAAUUAAAAGUGAGGCUCUUUUGGAAGAGCGGCGGUGCUUAUUAGAGAAUUGGAUGAAAAAAUUGUUAUCAGAUAUUGCUGUAUCGAGAAGUGCACCAGCAGCGAUGUUUCUUGAGUUAGAAGCUGCUGCUAGAGCUUCAUUCCACGAUGUCAGUCGGCAUAUUUCAGAUGAACAAACUGCUGAUGGUACUACACCGUCACAUGUGAUUCAAGAUAAUUCGCGUGGUUUUGUUAAAGCUCGUGGUUCAUCUGCUGCAUCUGAUUCUGGUGAUGAUACCCCUUCUGAGGUUUCUGAGUUCGGGACACUGAGGCAUGGACAAGAUAAUCGUUCUGAUCAUAUUGCGGACAAUUUAACGUCGGAGCAUGACGUAAUUAACCCAACCGAGUCAAGUGUUUAUCGUGCUUCAUCCAGUCAAGACUUUAAUUAUGAGAAUAAUAGAACAGACAAGGUAGCCGAGAAUUCUGGUGAAGCUAUAGCUCUUCGCCUAGACGGAGCUGAUUUUACACCAGCUAUACAAGAUCAUAACUUGAAUGCUCAUGUCAAGAGACUGUCAACAGAAAGCAUUGGAAGUGAUGUAAGUUCUGUAAGGAAUACCGAAACAUCAAGUUCAGCUGUGUCCACUUUGCUUCAGGAUGUUUCGCAUGACCUUCCUGGGAGCCGUGUACCCUUCGGAAACUCAGAUUUGUUGUUGACUUUUCCAUUGGACGAGAGACACAAGUUGAACAGAAUUAUUAAUACCCAGAAGCAGAGACUGGACACGGCAAAAACAGAUGUUGAAGAUCUUAUAGCAAGAUUGAAUCAAGAAAUGGCUGCAAGACAAUAUCUUGUGACAAAGGUCAAAGAUUUGGAAGUUGAGCUUGAAACAACUCGACUGAACUGCAGAGAAAACAUGCAGCAGGCUGUUUUAACCGAAAAGGAAAGGUUUACUCAAAUGCAGUGGGAUAUGGAGGAACUUCGAAGGAAGUGCCUGGAGACAGAAAUGAAAUUGAAAAUUGAAGAGGAUGAAAGGUUGCUAGCAGAAUCAACAAAAGCAUCCACUAUUCAGGAGAAGCAAAUGUUGCAGCAAGAGCUAGAUGUGGCUAGAGUACAACUUAAGCAUUUGCAGAAACAUCAUGAUGAGUUUGAGAUGAAAUCAAAGACAGAUAUGAAGUUGCUAGUAAAGGAAGUGAAAUCCCUUAGAAGCUCGCAGUUAGAACUAAAGCAGCAGCUCGGCGAAUUGAUGAAGGAAAAAGUAGACGUGGAGAGAACUCUUCAUAAGGAAAAGCAAAGAAUGCAACUUUCACACAAUGCUAAUGUGAAGUUACUGCAUGAGUGUGCAAUCCUUCAGAAGAGGCUUCAGGAGUGCAGUGUAAAUUUUCUUGUUGAAGAGGAAGAUAAACUAAAUGUUGACACUUCAACAUCCGAUGCUUUGGAUUUAUUAGCAACAUCAGAUAAUCGGAUUGGUCUCUUGCUUGCAGAGGCACAGCUCUUAGUACAAGAUGUAGAAAAUGUUGCUGAUGCUGCGGAAGGAAAUAUAACUACAGAUGAUACAGGGACAACUAACGAAGAAUUAAGGAAAAUGUUGGCAAAUAUAUUUGUAGACAAUGCCAGUUUAAGGAAACAAGUCAAUUCUGUUAUCCGUUGUGCUUUAAUUGCAAAUAUAAAAUCUGAGGAGAAUGAGGAAGACGAAAUCCAUUUGCAAAAAACUUUUCUAAGCAAGUUCUUAGAGAGAUGACAUGUUUCAUACCUGUAUCAUACCCUAUGUAUGUUACCAAGUUACUGUGUAUUUCACUGCCCGAAUAUUUUAUAUUUUUCUUUGCAAAAAUAAUAAUGCCUCAAGCAUAAAGCCAAUCAUCACAUUUAACGAACAAACUAACCAUGCUGUUUGUUUCUUCAAACUGAUGUGGCUAAUAUCAAUGCAAUGCUGCAUACUUACCAAUUGAUUGUUGGUUAAUGUGAUUGCUGGAUUCUCUACGCCUUACUCAUAAAGAUGAUUAUCAUGCUCAGUGAACAAAUCAAUCAUGCAAUCUUCUUGUUAUAAAAUAA